Messenger RNA from Penicillium canescens, 1632 nucleotides. RefSeq lists its product as uncharacterized. Gene Ontology annotation, biological process: transmembrane transport. NCBI's taxonomy places the organism in Eukaryota, Fungi, Ascomycota, Eurotiomycetes, Eurotiales, Aspergillaceae. The record is from RefSeq and is a predicted model, not a curated record. Gene Ontology annotation, molecular function: transmembrane transporter activity. The transcript is spliced from 5 exons. Gene Ontology annotation, cellular component: membrane. Bases 1 to 1632 code for a protein of 543 amino acids.
AUGGUACAACAAGGCCGUGAAAAAGACCCAGAGGUCACACUUACAGAGAAUGACUUCUCCAAACGCCCCAAAUGCUUCAACAGCACUCUCCAAGAAUGCCUAUUCGUCUUAACAGCCACCAUGGCCAUCGGCCAACAAUCAUUCUUCCAAGGCUGUAUCGUUGGCGUGACCGCCUCAAUCGGAACAGAUUUGAAUAUGAACUCAGCUGAGAUUACCUGGAUUAACGCCGGCGCCUCCCUAAGCAGCGGCGCCUUCCUCUUAUCAUUCGGCAAACUAGCCGACAUGUUCGGCCGCAAAACCCUCUUCAUAAUUGGAAUGGCAGGCUUCACCCUAUCCCUGCUAAUAGCCGGCUUCGCCACAAACGCUAUCUACAUGGACGUCUUCUCGGGAAUCCUAGGCCUCUUCGCCGCAGCCGUCGUCCCACCAGCCGUAGGCGCCCUAGGCGCCGUCUACGAGAAGCCAUCGAAACGGAAAAACCGCGCCUUUGCUUGUUUCAGUGCUGGUAAUCCGCUUGGGUUUGUUGGUGGUAUGAUUAUUUCGGGUGUUGCGUCACAUGAGUAUAACUGGCGUGCAUCGUUUUGGGCUCUUGCGGUUGUUUAUGCUAUCUUUACGGUUUUGACUGUUUGGACGGUUCCGGCUGAUGGGUUUGCAAGGACGCCUGUUUCUUUGGAUGCGUUGAGGAGGUUUGAUUUACUGGGCACUGGGUUGGUGAUUGUUGGGUUUGCUUUCUUUUCGAGUUCGCUUUCGCUGGCUGGUGAUGCGCCGGAUGGUUGGAGGACUGGUUACGUCCUUGGCUUAUUCAUCGUGGGAUUCUUCCUGCUUGUUGCGUUCUUGUAUUGGCAGUCUAUUGCCGAGAACCCUCUGAUGCCACUCUGGGUUUGGAAAGACCGCAAUUUCUCAUUGCUCAUGGCAACAUUCUGUCUCGGCUUCAUGGGCUUCUCCGCCGUCACUUUCUACCUCUCCCUCUACCUCCAAGAGGUGAAGCACCAAGCAGCCCUCGAAAUCACAGUCAAGCUCCUUCCAAUGGUUGUCAGCGGCGUACUAGUCAAUGUUGUCUGUGGCCUGGUCCUCCACCGCGUGAGCAACAAAGUGUUAACCGGAAUCGGGGCACUGGCAUACACAGCAUCCUUCCUAAUUCUGAGUUUCAUGAAGGAAGACGCUACCUACUGGGCGUUUAUCUUCCCGGCUUUGGUUCUUGUGGUUGUUGGUGCCGAUAUUCAGUUCAAUGUCACGAAUAUGUACGUCAUGUCCUCUCUACCGCCUUCCCAGCAAUCCAUCGCCGGUGGAAUCUUCAAUACAGUCAGCAAGCUUUGCAAUAAUCUCGGUCUUGGUAUCGCUACCUCUGUUGAAACCUCUAUCGUCAACAAGAUGACUGCUUCUACCCCUGCCAUUCAGCCUUACUUGGCUGUUUACUGGUAUGCGGCUGCGGCUGCGGGUCUUUCGUUGUUUAUGGUGCCGUUCUUGACCCUUGGGACUCAGGGUAAUACCGAAUCCCAGGAUGAUGAGGUACUCACCAGCGAGACAGCGGGAGAGAAAAUGGCUAGUGUUCAUCCAGAGGAUGUACCCAUUGCUGGUCCUACAGGGUCUGUUAUUUCUCCUGUUGUUGAUAUUAUGGAGCAUGAGAAGAGAUAG